GUGGCAUGCGGUUCGACUUCCGGGGCUCGCAUUCCGAUGGAUUGUUCCGUGGUUGCAAAACGUUGUCUGUUUUGUAUCUCUUCUACCUAGAUUUGAUGCACUGUGAUACAAUUGGGGAGAACCUUAGCGUAUACAAUUUUUUAUUUGGUCCCUCUGGAAGACGCGAGCCCUUCCAUCUUAGUUUCAUUUCUGGAGACAGCAGUCUAAUCCCCGUCUUGUUCAUUAGAAUUGCAACAUUAGUUCACAAAAAGACUAAAUUUAGCGCAUCAAAGGGAACGCUUCAUGUUGACAACAUUAACCCAAAGCCCUUCACAUGGCUAAGGGCUGGAGUUCCAUUGCCACCUCUGAAGAUUUCCAUUAUUCGCUUGUUCAUUUGCCGAAUUCUGUUUGCUGGAGUGUCACCAGAUGGUGUACGUCGAUGCCUGUAUUUGCAACGAGAGGAAAAGGGGAUACAAAGGAAACGGUGUAGGGCAUAUUACAUUGAUACAUUUAGCAGUUAGCGCCACUCAGCAAAGUAAAUGGUGCUGGACAGUUUUACAAGGUAUGAACCAUCAAAGACAUUAUAUGGAGGGAUAAAAAGGUCUAGAAAUGAACAAUUACCCACGUUUAUAUAUCAAUGCAUUAUGAUACGCCUGCAAUAUGACCUGAAUUUAGCUUUUGUGGUAGUAUCAUCAUGAGGGUUUGCUUGAAGCCAUGCAAGUUAAGUUCAGACAGCUCUGAGCACCAAUACAAAGAUUUUAGAUGAAUCUGGAUCUUGAUCACUUGGAAAGUUGAUAAAAGUAGAAAUUUUGAUGGCAAAAUUUUGUCCUGUUAUGGUGUCUAGUGACAGCUUUGCAAUUGAGGAAUAUCCCCAAUGCCAAUUCAGGAAUUUAUCUGUCAGAAAUAUAUUUGAAGGCCCAUUGAAUUUUCUUUUUAGAUAUGGGAAUGCAUACUUCUUUUUAGUUAACAGCAGACUUGCGACACUUAUUAUACUAAUAAUUGAUUCAUUUGUGUCGAAAGACUAUUAAUAGGCUCAUCAAGUACUGGGCAUUUUCCCUUCUCUUGCACAUGAUCGUUUACAGCCUUUGCUUGCAUAUUUUGGUAGUGCAAUUAUAAUUGAUAAUGUUAAACACUUCCUAUAUUUCUUUCCGAAAUGUUGCUGCAUGGCCUGCCCCUUGUUCCUUGUAUUGCAGCUGAAAGUUUUGCUUACAUCUUAAAGCCACCACAUAAAAUGUGGAACAUUUAUCCAGAAGGCAGGCUAAGUAAGGCUGAAUGAUGCUGGCCCAUUAAUGUGAUGUAAGCACAUGUGAUUAUUAUCCCGGAGGAGGUGGCUGCAUGAUACUUCUUUCCAAGUCCUUGUGCGAAUGUCAUGACAACUCUGAUGUGAAGAAUGUUUUGCUUCAUGAGAUGAUUCACGCCUAUAUUUGCAUCAAAGACAAUAACAAUAACCAUAGUGACCAUGGUGCAAAAUUCCAGAAACUGAUGAAUACAAUCAAUUCAAGCUCUGUAGCUGAUCCUCAUCGACCAGUUGAUGGCUACAGCAUAACUAUGCUCCAUGAGAUCAGAAAGAAAUAUUAUCACUACCAAUGUGAAAGCUGUGGAGAUUUGGUUAAGUCAAUCAAGAUGAGAGGACCUUCUCAUGAUGACUUCAUUGAGAGAAUAGGUGCCGAUGAUUCGUGUCGAAAUUCAAAGUGUCACUGGCAUAGGCACAAGAAACGGUGCUUGGGUAGCUAUCGUAGAGUUCAAGAAUCAUCACCUGAAAGUUUGGAAUUAAAAUGUUCAAAAGCUGAAGUAGCACUUGAUGAGGGCAAGGCUGACGAACUUGUUUGCAAAAGUUGGCACCCCACUCAUACAUCAAAUAGGAUCAGAAAAAACAAUAAAAACGAACUGGAAGAUGCCUCUGCUGGGUUCCAUCAUCGUACUGAGAAUACAAUUGGCUGUUCAGGAUUCGAUUCCUCUUCAAGAGACAAGUCUAAUAAGAAAAUCAAACUGUCAAAGGAUGUUAGCUUUGACCUUCAGACCGCAGAAACUGUUCAGGAAGCACCAAAACGUCCAAGAACAGCUGUACUACAGAACCAAGAGUGUAGCAGACGGAAGAAAAGGAAACUAAGCCAGUGGGACGGUUCCUACUCAGUAAUAAUUGAAUGGUUGAAUUACUAUUGUGUUAGUGAGUCGGAUGAAGAUGAAUUACCUUUGAUCAACAAGCGAACAGAAAGAAGGAAACAGCAAAAAAUACUUGGAAUGUCUCUAGCAAGAGAAUCCAGCAACAGUAUUAAGUGUGCUAGCUCAACUUCUCAUACGGUAAAUGGAACAAAAGAUGGUUGUGCUGGUUCUUGCUCACUAGACCCAGGGGACAAUAGCAAAUUUUUAAUUGCGCCAGCUUCUCGACCUGAAGAAAGGUCGUUGCCAAAUCAUGCUCCGGGUAGUCAUGGAGUUGCUGGAAAUCAAGCCGGCUGUGAAUCGGUGUCGUCUCCGUUGGAUUCACCAAUUAGAGGUGAAAUUGUCGACAUUUCAGAUGGUUGAGUGCAAGAGCUCCGUUAGUUUCUUUUAACUGAAACCAGGAUGACAGAUUAUCCAAUAUAAUGGUUGUAAACCUUUGUUUCAUUUGUGCACCUUGCAACUGCUAGAUAUGUGCGGACUGCUAAGUCGUCCCGUGAAGCAUCGAACAUGUGUCUUAAAUGUCUUUGUAUAUAAGUUUUGUUACUGUCCCGUAAUCUCUUUGUAUAUAAGUUUCUGUCUGUUCUUUUA
Molecule: messenger RNA, 2727 nt
Organism: Phragmites australis (common reed)
Lineage: Eukaryota; Viridiplantae; Streptophyta; Magnoliopsida; Poales; Poaceae
Exons: 7
Coding region: 1315-2502 (395 amino acids)
Biological process (GO): DNA damage response
Cellular component (GO): nucleus
Molecular function (GO): polyubiquitin modification-dependent protein binding; metalloendopeptidase activity; single-stranded DNA binding
Source: RefSeq, a predicted model, not a curated record